AGUGACAUUAGAGAUAACAGAACCCAACAUUCAGUCCACCUGGACAGUCUCAGAGCGCUGGAAUGGGAUAAACUUUGCGAUUCCGUCGCUUCCUUCACCCGCACUUCUCUGGGGCGUCAAGCUAUCAAGACAUGAGUAACACGCGGAAGCAAAACAAGUAAGAGAGGAUAGUAGGUAUCACAAAAGUAUGGUAUUUGCCAUCCUCACGCCUCCUUCUAGGCGAAAGAUGUAAGCUUGGGAGGGGGUGUGACAUACAAUCUGUUUGAUCAAAAGUCUUAAAGGAAAUUUUGGGAAUUCUUGAUUUUAGAAGGUAAAGGAAAUGGUUGGAUUGGAUGAGAACCUCGGAGUGAUGGUCAUUGCAUUGCACGAUGAUCAGAGACGAAGAAGGGGAGGGAAUCCCAACUUCAGCCGGAAUGAAACUUGUGAAGUUCUUCUUAACUUUGAUCGACGCUUCUAAAAGGUCCAACCGGGAGAGGGUUUUCUUGGCCACUUCAAUAAAACCUCUGCAGGCGUCCCCGAUAAAUUUGAAGGAGCUGUCAUCCCAUCGAUCUAAAGGAAGAUUCCUAAUUCUAAUCCAAUUGCCAUAACAAGGGACGACCGGUUAUCUUUUGCGACAUUGUUGCUCCAUGGGGACAACUUGAGAGAGAAAGGGCCCACCUUGUAGCACUCCUUGAUUGCACCAAGGAUUGUGGCUUGAUCUGUGCUUUCACAACGUAAAAGGGCACGAUUGGCUUGUAUAGGGUUAAUGGCACAACAAUCACAUCCAUGGAUUUGUAAUGCUCUCAUAAUGUUGUACCAAUCAUUGUGGAAGCAUUGCCUCUUAACGAUUAUAGUUGUGUUGAAAUGUAAUGUGGCAUGUGGGUACUCCAAGGCUGGCUUGAUCUAAUGAACGAGGUCCGAAGUGAGCAUUAACGGAGAUUUGGCUUUAAGCGCCUCUUUGGGGGGGUGGGUGCCUCAGAGCUGUAGGGGACAUUUGUGGCGGCUAGUUGUGGGUCAAGCUUCUUUUUUGGUAUUACAGCAAGGUAUAAAAGGCUUUCCAACCUCUUUUUCCUUCGCCAAUCGGUAUAAGGAUCUUGUUUAGGCCACCAUUGUUAUCUAGUUUGGUAAUCUUGAUUAGGAUACCCCUUUUGUUUGAUGAUUUUUCAAUCUAGAUCGUUUGGUUGUCGAAGCGAAAUUCUUUGAAAAAUUUCUGGUUUAAGGGGGCAAUCAGUAAGAUCGAGAAGGUUUUGGUGAUCCAAUUGAGUGUUUGCCAGUGAAGGGAGAUGAAGAAUGCACGAUCUUUUGUGGUUUCGGUCAAAUGGAUGUGGGAAGCCCUGUAAUACUCAUCGGAAUCAAUGGAGAAGACUUUCCGGUCUAUGGUCACUGAGGACUUUGACGGAGGCAUUUCGGCUAUGGAUAAAAUAAGGCAGUAGCAUGAUUCAUGGCCGCCGGAGACAGAUCGGUAAGGGGAGGCGAGUCGGGAUGGAGGAGAGAGAGUUCUCCGGAGACAGAUCUUUGGCUGCCAGAGACAGAUUGGCCCAACUUUGGUCUUCGAACUGGACAUAUGAAGAAAGCCUUAGACUUUUGGAUGAGACUAAUGCAGCAGUAGAAAUGCACAAGCAUGGUGGCUGCAGCUUGGAUUUAAGUGGCGUCAACCUUCAUCUGGUGAAAUCUGCAAUAGAACAUGCUCAAAGGAGUCUGCCAAUGGAUGGAAAUGAAGCAAUAGCUAUUGCAGCUCUUCUACAGUUUGCUGAUAUGUUGCAAUUUAAUUUGAAAACAGCAAUCAAAGAAGAUGCUGAUUGGUCUGCACGUUUUAUGCCCCUAACAAAAGUGAUAAUGGGAAUGCUUGUAAAUCAAUCAUUGAUUAAACUGAUACUGAAUGCUGUAGAUGAAGAUGGCUCGGUCAAAGAUUCUGCGAGUUAUGCCUUAAGAGAAUCUCGAGAUCAAGUUCGCAAGCUUGAAAAAAAGUUACAUCAGUUAAUGGACAGCUUAGUUAGGAAUGCAAAGAGUGGAACUUCCUUUUUGGAAGUGGAAAUCGUUGAUGGAAGGUGGUGUAUAAAAUCAGAGGGUGAUCAAUUAAUGGAUGUUAAGGGUCUCCUGUUGUCCAGUGAUACAGGGACUGGUUUCAUCUUAGAGCCACUCUCUGCCGUUCCUUUAAAUGAUGAGUUGCAACAAGCAAGGGCUUCAGUGGCAAAAGCUGAGGAAGAUGUUCUCUUUAUGCUAACUGAAAAAGUAUGGGUGAAAAUGGAUUUUGAAGAUAUAAACAAACUCAUUGGCUGUAUAAUUGAAUUAGAUGUGGCUGAAUGGUAUAUGCUAGCCAUUUCAAGCUUGGAAAUUAGUCUACCAAGGUUUGUUCGAUGCGAAGCCUUAGUUAAUAUGUUGGCGACUUGUUGUUGGGACGACACAUAUCUCAAGUUGAUGGUCAAUGCUCGAGCAUCCUAUGGUCUUUCAUUUGGGGGGACGUGUCCCAAUUUAAUCCUACCAGAAGGCUGCAAUUCUUCUAUUGCUAAUGUCUGCUUAUCAGGGGACCAAACAUCUGAGGCAUCACACUCGAAGAAGAAUGAAUGGGUCCUCUAUUUACAAAAUGCCCAUCACCCUUUACUACUUCAGCAAUAUAGAGAAAAUUUGGAAAAUGCCAAGAGGGAUGUCCAAAAUGCUUUUACUGAGAUGGGGAGAAAACUUCCUGGGGGGAAUAUGUCAUGGAAAGAAAAAGAAGUUGUAGAUAUUUCAUUAUUAAAAAUGAAGGUUGAACAAUUGGAAAAAGCUCGUCCUGUUUCGGUUGAUUUUUCAAUAUCUCGUAGAAUCCAAGUAUUAGUUAUAACGGGCCCUAAUACUGGGGGUAAGACUGUUUGUUUGAAGACCAUUGGAUUGGCAGCCAUGAUGGCGAAAUCAGGGCUUCAUGUUUUAGCUUCAGAGUCUGCACAAAUCCCUUGGUUUGAUUCGAUUUUUGCUGAUAUCGGUGAUGAACAGUCCCUUACCCAAUCUCUGUCCACCUUUUCUGGCCAUUUGAGAAAAAUAAGUGACAUACAGUCAGUUUCAACUAGUCGGUCGUUAGUACUAUUGGAUGAAGUUGGAGCAGGGACCAAUCCUCUGGAGGGAGCUGCACUUGGGAUGUCACUGCUGGAAUCUUUUGCUAAAUCUGGCGCUGCAUUGACAGUUGCAACAACACAUCAUGGAGAACUUAAAACCCUAAAAUAUAGCAAUGAAGUCUUUGAAAACGCAUGCAUGGAAUUUGAUGAGGUGAACCUAAAGCCAACUUACAAGAUUCUCUGGGGAGUACCAGGACGUUCAAAUGCUAUUAAUAUUGCUGAAAGGUUAGGGUUGCCUAGUUCUGUUGUAGAUGAUGCUCGGGAACUCUAUGGUGCGGGAAGUGCAAAGAUAGAUGAGGUCAUAACCAAUAUGGAAUGUAUAAAGAAAAAGUAUGGAGACCUCUUACAAGAAGCUCAAAAUAACUUGACGGAGUCAAACAGUCUUCAUGAAAAGUUGUUGCUUGCUAGAAGAAACAUUAUUGAACAUGGUAAACGACAGAGGCUUAGAAAAGUGCAAGAGGUAAUCAAGGCUGCAACAAGGGCUCGUUCUAACAUUCACCAAAAAGUACGGGAACUACGUGCAUCUCCAAUCGAGUACUCCCCACCCUCUGCCACUGAUAGUAGACAACGCGGAGGAAUAAACUCUAAUAACCGAACUACAGCAGGCAAAAAGAACUUGAUGGCAUUGCAUGCGCAUAUAUCGUCAACCAGUGACAUCAGUCAACCACGAUCAGAGGAGCCCAAGUUUCCCACUGUUGGCGAUACUGUGUACGUUUCUUCCUUUGGGAAAAAAGCGACAGUUUUAGGCGUAGAGCCAUCGAAAGACGAAGUAAUUGUUCAAGUUGGUAGCAUAAAGUUGAAAGUGAAGUUCACUGACAUAAUGAGAUAAUCAUCUAGAAGCCAUGCGAUGUUGACGAGUAUACGUUAAUCUAUAAAAUUAACCAAUUUCAUAUCUCUA
Molecule: messenger RNA, 3966 nt
Organism: Benincasa hispida (wax gourd)
Lineage: Eukaryota; Viridiplantae; Streptophyta; Magnoliopsida; Cucurbitales; Cucurbitaceae
Source: RefSeq, a predicted model, not a curated record